Guyanagaster necrorhizus is the source of this 969-nucleotide messenger RNA. RefSeq lists its product as uncharacterized. Lineage: Eukaryota; Fungi; Basidiomycota; Agaricomycetes; Agaricales; Physalacriaceae. The record is from RefSeq and is a predicted model, not a curated record. The transcript has 5 exons. Bases 1 to 969 code for a protein of 322 amino acids.
AUGAAGCUCGCUCGUGCGCGGAGCCGAGUGCGGAGCCCUAGUCGGAACCAUAACGAGAAUGCGGUUCCGCCUCUGCCUAGGCAUUCUGAGGAUCGCAAGUUGACCAAGGGCGGAGGGCGGGCGUCGUCGGAGCAGCAGAGAGCGACGACCUCGGUGCCGGUCCCUGUCGUCAAGGGUGUCGUGACGCAGCAGCGUAUCUUCAUUGGCGAUAGACAGAGUUACAAUAUGGUUGAGAUUGGUGCGUCGACGAACGCGGGAGAUGUGGUUGAUAUGGUGGAAGCACAGGGUUCGUUGAAGGGCUGGGUUGGUACUGGGGGUUGGAUGCUUUGGGAGGUUGCCCAGGAUUUUGGAAUGGAGCGCCCUAUACGAAGCUUUGAGCUUCUCGCCGAUGUCGAAACUUCGUGGAACAAGGAUAAGAUGGUAAACAUCUUUGUGCUCAAACUGACGCCUUUGGCUUCCUUGCUUCGUCGUACGGCUAUUCCCUCAGUUUCCCCUCUUCAUUCCGGCUAUGUGGAAUGGGAAAUCAAACGCGGCAAAUGGAACAAACGUUGGUUGUCACUCCGUGAGCAUGGUUUGUGGCUAUCUAAACGCGACAAUGGCAAAGACGAGAUGUUCCUUUGUUCCCUAUCCAAUUUCGACGCCUAUUUCGUCACCCGCCUACACAAAGCGCCUAAAGCUUUCGUCUUCGCUCUGAAAUCAACAGAAAAUAUAUCCCUCUUUGAGAACACUGCAGACUAUUUGCAUAUCUUUUCUUGUAACAAGAAUGAUGGGGAUAGGUGGAUGGAGAGGGUCCUUCUUGCUCGUUCCUAUGUCCUGCAUCAGGAACGUAAUGUCCUGUUUAACCCAAAGACUACCACUGGGCUGUCCCGGGCUGGGACACGGAAAGGAACAGGUCGUCCUGUCCAGCAGCCGCUUGUGAAUGUUGGUUCCACGGAUUUGUUUGAACCUGGUUCGCUGCUACGCAAGUAA